Mesorhabditis spiculigera is the source of this 1289-nucleotide messenger RNA. Lineage: Eukaryota; Metazoa; Nematoda; Chromadorea; Rhabditida; Rhabditidae. The record is from the annotation of a GenBank genome assembly.
UGGCGGCCAUGGUUUACGAAGAAAAGCGGCAAGCCGCCCAGAAGGAAUGCCAAAGCCAGAAGCAGCAAAAAUACGAGGUGGCCGCGAUACAAAGCGCAAACGAGGAGCAAAGCGUAGCCGAGCGUACGGUUGAAAUGAAAAAGCACCACGAUUGGGCAUCGUCAGCAAGUAUUGCCGUGUACUCAAUUGCAGGCAGGUGCACUCGAUUACCCUUGCUAGUGGUGUUGUUCUGCUACUGGUAUGUCUCGUACAAGGGAUGCGCUUCGAUGGAGAUAAAGAUGGACACCGCCAACCUGGUCCCCAAAGACUCACGCCUCAUCGGCAUCAAGUACAUCUACGAGCAGUUUGUGUGGCGCGAUAGAAGCACCCUCUACGUCAACAGCAACCAAACGUUCUACAACUUGCUCAACAGCUGGAUGCAGGACCCGGAGAAUGGAGGAUCACGCUGGAACGACAUGGUGCGUCUGCGAAGACAGGGACAAGACGUCGUCGGUGUUCAGAAGUUCAUGUUCGCCACCGGGUACAGCCUGGGCGAGCUGGCCGGCUGGGGAGCACGCUCCCAAAUCCAGGCCGUCUGGCGGAACGUCGUGAAGGAGUACGCUGCCUACAACGUCACCAUAUUCCAGCCCUAUUCUUUCUACGUCGACCAGCUCGAUUCGAUCGCCGGAAACACGGCUUCGACGGUGAUUGUGGCCGCGUUGACGAUGGACCUGGCUUGCUUCUUGAUGAUUCCGUCGAUGAGCAGCAUCUUGUCGAGCACCGUCGCCAUGAUCUCCAUCAACAUCGGCGUGUUCGGCCUGCUGUCGAUGUGGGGCGUCAACCUGGACCCGAUCUCGAUGUGCACCACCUUAAUGUCAAUCGGGUUCUCCGUCGAUUUCACAGCCCACAUCAGCUACCACUACUAUCGUAACCCGAUCUCUUGGACUACCGAUGAGCGGCUGACGGAUGCUUUAAGGAAUAUCGGAUGGCCAAUGUUGCAAGCCGGUUUUUCGACGAUCCUCUGCGUUUCCCCGCUGCUGAUCGUCGAUUCCUACAUGAUUCUCGUCUUCUGGAAGACCAUCUUCCUGGUGACAGCUCUCGGUCUGGCACACGGCAUCAUUUUCCUCCCGGCAUUGCUGCUUACGGUGGGUCGUGCUCAACAGCAGCCGAGCAAGAAGAUCUCGGAGGCUGGAGCCAGCGAUAAAACAAUUUCCGAUCAAAAAGCGCCGAUCGAAUUCGCGCAAAUCACGCAGGUUGAGGAGCAGCCAAAGAAAAUCGAUGAAACCCCACGGCCAACGCGGAAUAGCGGA